Molecule: messenger RNA, 660 nt
Organism: Neolamprologus brichardi
Lineage: Eukaryota; Metazoa; Chordata; Actinopteri; Cichliformes; Cichlidae
Source: RefSeq, a predicted model, not a curated record
CUGCCAUCCAACAGACUUACAAUGCCAUCAAGUUUCUUCUUUAUGCUGGGUUUGUUUGUGGGGACCGCCAUAGCAAAAAAGGACGGGACAGAUCGUAACACCUCCAUCACCAGCACCACCACCUCCAUCACCAACACCACCACCUUCAUCACCAACACCACCACCUUCAUCACCCACACCAGCACAAUGAGCGCGACCAUCGAUUAUGAUCGAACUACCAUCAAGACAAGCAACUCAAGAACUGAAAUGAACGUCAGCACUAAAUCUUCAACAGAUAAGCCUUCUGGAAACAGCACAAUAAGUGUUGCUACUAGAGGUAGAGCAAAGCCCAGCAGUCAGACUGUCACUGAAACUAAAAGGACCACAAAGCCUCAAACCACACCUGCACCGGGUGGUUCUGUGACAUCUCAAACCACAAAAGGCACAUUCCCGAAGAGUUCCACGUCCAGUCCAAAGACAGCUGGCUCUGACAAAACUGGUAUCAUCAUUCUAGUCAUUCUCAUCCUCGUGGUUGUGGCAUUUUUACUUGCCUGUUACGUGACACAGAAAAGAAGAAGACGCUACUCGGUUGAUUUUUCCUCCAGACAAGAUGAAGUCAACAUCCCUCUCAGCACCGUGGAGCCUGUUGAUACCGCACCUCAAAAUGGUUCCUCCAUCUGA